This is a messenger RNA of Charadrius vociferus (killdeer), 657 nucleotides long. Its product is annotated as claudin-22-like. The coding region runs from base 1 to 657 and encodes 218 amino acids. Gene Ontology annotation, molecular function: structural molecule activity. NCBI's taxonomy places the organism in Eukaryota, Metazoa, Chordata, Aves, Charadriiformes, Charadriidae. Gene Ontology annotation, biological process: cell adhesion; bicellular tight junction assembly. The transcript has a single exon. Gene Ontology annotation, cellular component: plasma membrane; bicellular tight junction. The record is from RefSeq and is a predicted model, not a curated record.
AUGAACUUGGUCCACCGACACAGGCUACAGUUAGCUGGAUUUCUGUUGUCUGUACUAGGAUGGAUUUUAACCGGUACCUGUAACUAUUUGCCAGACUGGAAAAAUCUCAACUUAGACUUAAAUGUACUGGAGCUUUGGACCAUGGGACUCUGGCAAACCUGUAUAGUCCAAGAUGUAGGAGGAACGCAGUGUAAAGACUUUGAUUCUUUCCUAGAUUUGCCUCUAGAAUUCAGGAUUUCCAGGAUUUUAGUAUCUACAUCAAAUGGACUAGGAUUUCUGAGCCUUGUGAUCACUAGUCUUGGUUUGGACUGCCUAAAGAUGGAGGAAACAGAGCAGAAGCUAAAGAAACAGCUGUUACUUCUUGGAGGUAUACUCCUGUGGAUGUCUGCAGUUCUGGCCUUAGUCCCUGUUUCUUGGGUUGCCCAUACGAUAAUCCAGGAAUUUUGGGAUGAAGACAUCCCAGAGAUUGUGCCCAGAUGGGAAAUAGGGGAUGCACUGUUCAGUGGUUGGUUUGGUGGAUUUUUUAUAAUCCUUGGAGGAUCUCUACUCCUCUCCACAAUCUGCUUAUCUUCUGACCAUCAAUUACCAGAGCACUAUGCAAUGGCAGAUGUGCAAGACACCUAUCAACAGCUGGAAACUGGAAAUAGAAGACUUUAA